Messenger RNA from Brassica napus (rape), 513 nucleotides. RefSeq lists its product as uncharacterized. The coding region runs from base 1 to 513 and encodes 170 amino acids. The record is from RefSeq and is a predicted model, not a curated record. Lineage: Eukaryota; Viridiplantae; Streptophyta; Magnoliopsida; Brassicales; Brassicaceae. The transcript has a single exon.
AUGGUGAAGUCAGAGAAGAAAGCCACGGUAGAGCGGAAGAAGAGGAAAGCAUCGCGACCCGCCGCUAAUAUCUCAAAUUUACGCGCCAGUGUCGAGAAGAAGAAAGGUUUCGCGGAGCUGCGCGACGAUCUAUUCCGCGAAGCAGCGAAACUCGUCGCGGAAGAUCCCUCCCAGAGAAUCGCGAUCCUCAUCAAACCUCCCGCCUCCGAAUCGAGCGUCGCUAUGCAAUCGUUCGGGUAUCCGUCUGCGGAAGGAGUGGUUCGACAGUUCCUCAAGGAUUCUGCUCCUCAUGUUCCUUUACCAGAGGACGACGCUGAGAAGGACGAAGGAGAGGACGAGGAUUGGUCUAAGUAUUACUGGUGGGAAGAUGACAAGCUGCUUAAUUCGAAGGAUCCGGUGGAGAUUAUGGCGGCGAUGGAGGAGAUGAAGAAACUUCAAAAGCAACUCGAGCAUUUUGUUCCACGUGAAACAGGUCAAGGCUCUGGGACUCAGGACGAUGGAUCAAAACCCUAA